This is a messenger RNA of Tachyglossus aculeatus (Australian echidna), 5166 nucleotides long. It is a transcript of the gene EIF3A, whose product is annotated as eukaryotic translation initiation factor 3 subunit A. Gene Ontology annotation, biological process: formation of cytoplasmic translation initiation complex; translation reinitiation. The coding region runs from base 56 to 4147 and encodes 1363 amino acids. Gene Ontology annotation, cellular component: eukaryotic translation initiation factor 3 complex, eIF3m; multi-eIF complex; eukaryotic translation initiation factor 3 complex, eIF3e. The transcript is spliced from 23 exons. Lineage: Eukaryota; Metazoa; Chordata; Mammalia; Monotremata; Tachyglossidae. Gene Ontology annotation, molecular function: mRNA binding; translation initiation factor activity. The record is from RefSeq and is a predicted model, not a curated record.
CCGCUCCGUCCCGCCGCGCUCCCCGUCAGCCCGCGUUGCCGCCGCCGCCGCCGCCAUGCCGGCCUACUUCCAGCGCCCCGAGAAUGCCCUGAAGCGGGCCAACGAGUUUCUCGAAGUUGGAAAGAAACAGCCCGCCCUUGAUGUUCUUUAUGAUGUUAUGAAAAGUAAAAAACAUCGAACAUGGCAAAAGAUACACGAGCCUAUUAUGCUGAAGUACCUAGAGCUCUGUGUGGAUCUUCGCAAGAGUCACCUGGCUAAGGAAGGAUUGUACCAGUACAAGAAUAUUUGCCAGCAGGUGAACAUCAAAUCCUUGGAAGAUGUAGUUAGGGCCUAUUUGAAGCUCGCAGAAGAAAAAACAGAAGCUGCUAAAGAAGAAUCCCAGCAAAUGGUCUUAGAUAUAGAAGACCUGGAUAAUAUUCAAACUCCGGAGAGUGUUCUUUUGAGUGCCGUAAGCGGUGAAGAUACUCAGGAUCGUACCGAUCGACUGCUUCUGACUCCUUGGGUUAAAUUUCUGUGGGAAUCCUACCGCCAGUGUUUGGACCUUCUUCGAAACAAUUCUAGAGUGGAGCGCCUCUACCAUGAUAUUGCCCAGCAAGCUUUCAGAUUUUGCCUGCAAUAUACCCGUAAGGCCGAAUUCCGUAAAUUAUGUGACAACCUGAGGAUGCAUUUAACUCAGAUCCAACGCCACCACAAUCAGAGUACCGCAAUCAAUCUCAAUAAUCCUGAGAGCCAGUCGAUGCAUCUGGAAACCAGGCUUGUGCAGCUGGACAGUGCCAUCAGCAUGGAACUCUGGCAGGAAGCUUUCAAAGCAGUGGAAGAUAUUCACGGGUUAUUUUCCCUGUCUAAAAAACCUCCUAAACCCCAGUUGAUGGCUAAUUACUAUAACAAAGUGUCUACUGUCUUUUGGAAAUCUGGGAAUGCCCUUUUCCAUGCAUCCACUCUCCAUCGACUUUAUCACCUGUCCAGAGAAAUGAGAAAGAAUCUCACUCAGGAAGAGAUGCAAAGAAUGUCAACGAGAGUUCUCUUGGCCACACUGUCCAUUCCUAUUACUCCUGAGCGUACUGACAUUGCCCGUCUUCUGGAUAUGGAUGGCAUCAUAGUAGAAAAGCAGCGACGUUUAGCAACGCUUUUGGGCCUUCAGGCCCCACCCACCCGCAUUGUUCUUAUCAACGAUAUGGUGCGAUUCAAUGUACUGCAAUAUGUUGUUCCGGAAGUGAAAGACCUUUACAAUUGGUUGGAAGUGGAAUUCAAUCCACUAAAACUAUGUGACCGAGUUAAAAAGGUUCUAAACUGGGUGAAAGAGCAAGCCGAAAAGGAGCCUGAAUUGCAACAGUAUGUUCUGCAACUGCAAAACAACACCAUUCUCAGACUUCUGCAGCAGGUGGCACAGAUUUAUCAGAGCAUCGAGUUUUCUCGUUUGGCUUCUCUAGUUCCUUUUGUUGAUGCUUUCCAGUUGGAACGAGCUAUCGUAGAUGCAGCCCGACACUGUGACUUACAGGUUCGCAUUGAUCAUACUUCUCGAACGUUAAGUUUUGGAUCAGACUUGAAUUUUUCCACUCGAGAAGAUGCCCCAGUCGGUCCUCAUCUGCAGAGCAUGCCUUCUGAGCAGAUUAGAAAUCAGCUGACUGCUAUGUCUUCAGUUCUUGCAAAGGCCCUGGAAGUCAUUAAACCUGCUCAUGUACUGCAAGAAAAGGAAGAACAGCACCAGCUGGCCGUGACUGCUUAUGUAAAAAAUUCAAGGAAAGAGCAUCAACGUAUUCUGGCUCGCCGUCAAACCAUUGAGGAGAGGAAGGAACGCCUUGAGAGUCUGAACAUUCAGCGUGAGAAAGAAGAGUUGGAGCAGCGGGAAGCUGAACUUCAGAAAGUCCGCAAAGCUGAGGAGGAACGUUUGCGCCAAGAGGCGAAAGAGAGGGAGAAAGAACGCAUCCUACAGGAGCAUGAACAAAUCAAAAAGAAAACCGUGCGCGAGCGCUUGGAGCAGAUUAAAAAGACGGAAUUGGGGGCUAAGGCCUUCAAAGAUAUUGAUAUUGAAGACCUGGAGGAAUUGGAUCCGGAUUUCAUUAUGGCCAAACAAGUUGAACAACUUGAGAAAGAAAAGAAGGAACUCCAGGAACGUUUGAAGAAUCAGGAAAAGAAGAUUGACUACUUUGAAAGAGCAAAACGUUUGGAGGAAAUCCCUCUUAUAAAAAGUGCCUAUGAAGAGCAGAGAGUGAAAGAUAUGGACCUUUGGGAACAACAGGAAGAAGAAAGAAUUACUACUAUGCAGUUGGAACGGGAAAAGGCCCUUGAGCACAAGAGUAGGAUGUCACGAAUGCUGGAAGACCGAGAUUUGUUUGAAGAGAGACUCAAGGCAGCACGGCAGUCUGUUUAUGAGGAGAAACUGAAGCAGUUUGAAGAGCGGCUCGCUGAAGAAAGACGGAAUCGCUUGGAGGAGCGCAAAAAACAACGCAAGGAGGAACGUCGCAUCACUUACUACAGAGAAAAAGAGGAGGAGGAGCAGAGGCUGGCCGAGGAACAGAUGAUUAAGGAGCGUGAAGAGAGAGAACGUGCCGAGCGUGAAAAACGUGAAGAAGAGCAACGAGAAUAUCAGGAGCGGGUCAAAAAACUGGAAGAGGUGGAGCGGAAAAAACGCCAGAGAGAGUUAGAAAUUGAAGAACGAGAACGUCGGCGAGAAGAGGAGAGGAGGAUUUCUGAUGACCCGCUUUCUAGAAAGGAUUCUCGUUGGGGUGAUAGAGACUCCGAAGGCACAUGGAGGAAAAGCGCUGAACCCGAAGCUGAAUGGAGACGAGGGCCACCAGAAAAAGAGUGGCGGCGCGGAGAAGGGCGUGAUGAAGAGAGACCUCUCCGAAGAGAUGAGGACCGACCGAGGCGGGCAGGAGACGACGAAGAGAAAGAGCCGCCCGCCAGAGCGGAUGAAGAGCGGGUCCCUCGCCGUGGGCUGGAUGAAGAGCGGGUCCCCCGCCGCGGGCUGGAUGAAGAGCGGGUCCCCCGCCGCGGGCUGGAUGAAGAGCGGACCGGGUCCCCCCCCCGGCGGGGCGCCGACGAGGAUCGGUUCCCCCGGCGGGGCGCGGACGAGGACCGGGGUUCUUGGCGGAACGCGGACGAGGACCGGCCCCCGAGGCGCGCGGCCGAAGAGGAUCGGGGGCCCUGGCGCCCCGCCGAGGAUGACAGGCCCCCCAGGCGCGGGCCCGACGAGGAGCGGGGCAGCUGGCGCAACACGGACGAGGACCGGGGCCCCCGGCGCGGAGUCGAGGAAGAUCGAGGGCCGAGGCGCGGGGCCGAGGAGGAGAGGUCGUCUUGGCGCAACACCGAGGACGAUCGCGGUCCCAGGCGCGGCCUGGACGAAGACAGGGGUCCGAGGCGCGGUCUGGAUGACGACAGGGGACCUUGGAGAAACAUGGAUGACGAUCGAGGCCCCAGGCGCGGGGCCGAGGAGGAGAGGGGUCCGUGGAGAAACAUGGAUGACGACAGACCGAGGCGUGGUGACGAUGACAGAAUUCCCAGGCGCGGGGAUGAUUCUAGACCCGGUCCUUGGAGGCCAUUCGGGAAACCAGGUGGAUGGCGGGAGAGAGAGAAGGCCAGAGAAGACAGCUGGGGUCCACCCAGGGAAUCCAGACCUUCUGAAGACCGUGAAUGGGAUAGAGAGAAAGAGAAGGAUAGAGAUCAAGAUCGGGACGAGAAUGACAAAGAUCACGAAGGAGACCGAGAUGUCGAUCGUGAGGAUCGCUUCAGGCGCCCCAGGGAAGAGGCUGGUUGGAGAAGAGGACCGGCCGAGGAAGCCUCUAGCUGGAGGGAUUCGAAUCGACGUGACGAAUGGGAUCGAGAUGACCGUCGUGGUCGUGACCGAGACGAUCGCGGAGGCCGGGACUUGAGAGAUCGGCGCGGUGACGACAGAGACAGGAGAGGACCGCCUCUCCGAUCGGAACGUGAAGAAACAAGUUCGUGGCGACGCACCGAGGAGCGGAAGGAUGAACGCGGAGAAGAGCGCGACGCUCCACGCCGCAUCCCUCCUCCCGCCCUUUCACGGGAGCGGGAGAGAGACGGCGAGAAGGAGAGAGGGUCGUGGCGGUCGGAAAAGGAACGGGAGUCCCUUCGUCGCACUAAAAAUGAGACUGACGAAGAUGGAUGGACCACUGUGCGGCGUUAAGUCACAAGCUCCACGCGGUCUCAACCGGUGUUUUAUCCUAGAUUUGAUCAUAUUCAGAAAUUAUAUUUGUGCUUAAACCCUUCGGAAUCGAGGUUCUUUAAAUGUUUCACCGUAAUAUGAAAAGCAUGAACUUGUGUUUAAUCCUAUAUAGAUCGAUCACGCACCGUACCCACAGCGGAAGAUGGGGGCAAUCGAAUGCCGUUUUCUGAAAUCUGAAGCGUUUCAUUAAUUGGCAGAUCAUUUGUGUGUUCUUUUAAAAUCCAACCCCAAAACACAACCAAAAUAAACGAAAACUGUGAACCCUGCAGGUAUUGAGUAGCACCUGUGUUUCAGUAUAAAGCUGAACGUUUUCUUUUAAAAGUCAGAAGAGCUAAUUGAAAUUUGGAGUGAAGGGAAAAUGUAUCCUCGGGCCAAGCAUUGAGAAUCUUUCUGUGAAACAGUCAAGAGAUUUUUUUUUGAGGGGGCUUAGCAUUAUCCGAAUCUAGAAAGCUCAUAAGUUCACGUUGCGUGCCGUAUACAUUAUAAACUUUAGUUACAGUGGGGUUUCGGGGAGAUUUUUACGUGACUGCAGGGGCCUGUUCACGGAGCAGCAAUCCGCUCGUCCUGCUGACGACGCCAACGCAGUUACAGAGCGAAGCAAGAAACAGCCUUUUAAAUUGGAAGCCUUGGGGUAAGCCUUCUGCUAAGAAUGUUUUCUGUUGCCAAUAGCAUAACUGCUUUUCCAGUCACCGAGAACUUUUAAGCAUUUUAAACCUGAUAAUAUUUAUAACUGUGUGGGGCUUUCUGUUGAGAUUUUUUUUCUUCAAUUUUCUUUGUCUUCAGUAUAGCUUUUUUUCUCUUCCCCCCCUUUCAACAAGUACUUUGUAGUAAUGGCUGUGUUGACUUCAGUCUUGGUACAGUAGCUCUAGCAAUCGUUAACCAUUUGGUCUUCAUGGAAGCCAACACAGAACUUGCUGCUGUAUUUUUUUUCUUCAGUGAUAAAAAUAAACUACUUAGAGAAUUAUAGUCUUGAUUUUUAA